This is a messenger RNA of Esox lucius (northern pike), 2371 nucleotides long. RefSeq names its product acetylcholine receptor subunit alpha. NCBI's taxonomy places the organism in Eukaryota, Metazoa, Chordata, Actinopteri, Esociformes, Esocidae. The record is from RefSeq and is a predicted model, not a curated record. Bases 401 to 1804 code for a protein of 467 amino acids. Gene Ontology annotation, molecular function: acetylcholine-gated monoatomic cation-selective channel activity; transmembrane signaling receptor activity. The transcript is spliced from 9 exons. Gene Ontology annotation, cellular component: neuron projection; synapse; postsynaptic membrane. Gene Ontology annotation, biological process: chemical synaptic transmission; signal transduction; nervous system process.
UGCAAUAAAUGCGUUCCAUAAUAACAAAACCACAGACCCCCCCCCCCACCCCCUCACAACAGCCAAACAACAAAAUGUCCUCCAUAUAUGACCACGUCUUGUUCUGGUAUGUUUCCAGUCAACAGUGUACACCAUGGAAUCUGCAGGCUUGCAGCAAAACCCCUUGGUAUGAAAAUACAUCUCAUCUCCCAGGGACAGAUCUCAGCUGUCCCCCAGCUCCCCACACUUUCUGGCUCCUGCUGGUUUGUCACAGGGAGCUGCUUCUGAUUGAGGGGGGGGGCACAGCGGACGUGGAGAGCCUGUAUGUGAUUUUGGCCAACUGCCAGCAGUUUAUGACACAAUCCAGGUUUUCUGUGACAUUUCAGAGAUUUCCUGACUUUCCAAAAUUCUACAUUCCGGGAUGAACUGUCUAAAGAUACACACUUUACUGAUUGAGAUGUUGGCAAUUUUGACAGGUUCAGCCUGGUGUUCAGAAGACGAGACUCGUCUGCUACAGACUCUGUUCACUGGUUAUGACAAGGUGGUCAGACCCGUGAGUCACUACAGAGACCCGGUGGUGGUGACCGUCGGCCUGCAGCUCAUCCAGCUCAUUAAUGUGGAUGAAGUCAAUCAGAUAGUCACUAGCAAUGUGCGGCUAAAGCAGAUAUGGGAGGAUGUAAAUCUAAAGUGGAACCCUGAUGAUUAUGGCGGAAUCCGAAAGAUCCGAAUCCCAUCCACAGAUAUUUGGCGUCCUGACUUAGUACUCUACAACAAUGCAGAUGGAGAAUUUGCUAUUGUACAUGAGACCAAGGUUCUGCUGGAGAACACAGGUCGGAUAACCUGGAACCCUCCAGCCAUCUUUAAGAGCUACUGUGAGAUCAUCGUGCUUCACUUUCCCUUUGACCUGCAGAACUGCAGUAUGAAGCUGGGGACGUGGUCCUAUGAUGGAACCCUUGUUGUUAUCAACCCGGACAGCGACCGGCCUGACCUCAGUAACUUCAUGGAGAGUGGAGAGUGGGUGAUGCAGGACUAUCGCAGCUGGAAGCACUGGGUGUACUACGCCUGCUGCCCGGACACGCCCUACCUGGACAUCACCUACCACUUCCUGAUGCUGCGUCUGCCCCUCUACUUCAUCGUCAAUGUCAUCAUCCCCUGCCUGCUCUUCUCCUUCCUGACCGGCCUGGUCUUCUACCUCCCGACCGACUCUGGUGAGAAGAUGACGCUGUCUAUCUCCGUCCUGUUGUCUCUGACUGUGUUCCUCCUGGUCAUCGUGGAGCUCAUCCCCUCCACCUCCAGUGCUGUGCCUCUCAUCGGAAAGUACAUGCUCUUCACCAUGGUCUUCGUCAUAGCCUCCAUCGUCAUCACUGUCAUCGUCAUCAACACGCACCACCGGUCGCCCAGCACGCACGCCAUGCCCCAGUGGGUGCGCAAGUUCCUCGCCUUCAUUACCCAGAUUUUCAUCGAGACCAUCCCCAACUUCAUGUUUCUCUCGACUAUGAACCGACCAUCGAGGGACAAGUACAAGAAGAGCUUCCAGCCUGCUGACCUGGACAUCUCCGACAUCUCUGGCAAGCCCACCCCGACCUUUGUGACCUUCCAGACCCCGAUCACCAAGAACCCGGAUGUCCGGAGUGCCAUCGACGGGAUAAAGUACAUAGCAGAGACCAUGCGGUCUGAUGAAGAGUUCAACCUUGCUGCUGAGGAAUGGAAGUUUGUAGCCAUGGUAAUGGACCACAUCUUGCUGUGGGUGUUCAUGGCAGUCUGCAUCAUAGGGACCGUGGGAGUGUUUGCUGGUCGCCUCAUUGAGCUGAGUAGGAUAGGCUAAUGGAGGGGAGGAGUCAUGGAGAGGAGGAGUCAUGGAUCUGGCCACGCAUUGGCUCUCCUGACCGCUUCCCACCCUGGCCCAAUUAUAAAUUAGCAGAGAAUGAAUAAAUUAAUUAUAUUAAUCAUUGAUUGGAUGGUGGAUAGGUGGUUUGAUUUAUGGUGUGUAGUUGAUUGAUUGACUGAUUGAUUUAUUGAUUGUGUAGUUGAUUGUUUGGUUGACUAGAUCAUUGAUUGAUUGAAUAGUUGGUUAGAUGACUGAUUGUUUGGUCUAUUAGACAGUUGAUUGGUUGGUUUGAUAGUUUAUUAGACAGUUGAUUGGUUGGUGAAGUGGACUUCUGUUCCCCACGGAAAUUACAGUUUGACAUUAGUGCUCACACUUAAUGUAGACGAGUUAGUGACAAUGCUCGAUUCAUUAGUUACUGUUCUCAUUGUGUUUGCGAUGGGGAAAAAGAGUGAAAUAAAAAUAACGAUCUACUUAGGCAUGUUUGCUCCCCCCCCCCUCCAUUUUUCUACUUGGACAGGGAACUCAUAACCUUUAGUUCUGGUAAACUAUUUGUGAUGUAAUGAA